AUGGAUCCUAAUCAUUUUCAUUAUCAACAAGCUAUGUUCAAUUUCAUGCAAAAUUAUCAAAAUCAUAAUUCUCAAAAUUCUCAAAUUCCAUCAGUACCACCAAACCCCGCCAUAUUUUUUCCGUCACCAAACAAUCCAAAUAUGUAUCAAAAUCCUAAUCCUCAAAAUUCUCAAGUUCCACCAUUUUCUACUCAAGUUGGUGUUGAAAAAGAAGAAAGGGUUCUCGUUAAAAAAAAAUCUCGAGAGCAAUUUACAAGGGAUGAGGAUAUAUGUCUUAUCCAAUCAUGGCUCAAUGUUUCAAAGGAUCCAAUUGUGGGAGUUGAUCAAAAAGCUGAGAGUUUUUGGUAUAGAAUCGCUGUAAAUUAUAACCAGUAUCGCGGGCAAUUGCGAGAAAAGUUAAGUGGUCAAUUAAAAUGUCGAUGGCAUCGAAUAAAUGCAUCGGUUCAAAAAUUUGUUGGGUGUUAUAGACAAGCUGUCAAUGGAAAGAAAAGUGGGACAUCGGAGAACGAUAUCAUGGUUGCUGCACAUGCUUUUUAUGCUCAAGAUCAAGGUACAACAUUCAAUCUUGAGUAUGCAUGGCGAUUGUUAAAAGAUGAAGCUAAAUGGGGCAUCAUCGGAGAAUCGAUUGGAAAUUCUUCAAAAAUGACACAGACUUCUGCUAGUGGGGCAUCAUCGGAGAUCCCUGAUACACCUUCAAGUUAUGAGUUUAACUCAUCAUCACCAAUGGAGCGUCCAAUGGGACAAAAAUAA
Messenger RNA from Vicia faba (fava bean), 750 nucleotides. The record is from the annotation of a GenBank genome assembly. Lineage: Eukaryota; Viridiplantae; Streptophyta; Magnoliopsida; Fabales; Fabaceae.